Molecule: messenger RNA, 6153 nt
Organism: Salarias fasciatus (jewelled blenny)
Lineage: Eukaryota; Metazoa; Chordata; Actinopteri; Blenniiformes; Blenniidae
Gene: pcdh9
Product: protocadherin 9
Exons: 5
Coding region: 554-4261 (1235 amino acids)
Biological process (GO): homophilic cell-cell adhesion
Cellular component (GO): plasma membrane
Molecular function (GO): calcium ion binding
Source: RefSeq, a predicted model, not a curated record
ACCUGUACGGGAGAUGAGCAUUGAUUUUCGGACCCGCUUCUAUGGGAGACACCACAGACCGGUGAGCACCUUGCUGCGUCUGCCGGGGAGCGACGCUCGUCACCGCAGGUCGCGCAAUUAGACUGAACCCUGUCCGUUCCUGAAGUUACACGGGAGAAAAGCGACUGCGACAUAUGCAUCCUCCGAUUUUUUACCCCAGUUUUGGCCACCGGCUGCUUUUAUCCAAACGCUUUUAUUGUAUCUGAUUACUCCUGCCGGGCGAUUAUUGUUGCUCUCUCUCCUUUUUUUUUUCUUUCUUUUUUUUUCCCAUCUUUUCCGGACGGAAAGGCAGACCUGACAGAAGGGGGAUAUCUUUACCAGAAUAAACUCGCAUAUGGUCGUUUCACAGGAUGAGAAGACUAUGAGCUGACACACUCCAGUUUUUUUUUCUCCUGCGCUGCACCGGAUUUGGGUUUGUUCCUGCUGUCACAUGCAAGGAGCCACUGCCUGUAACAACGCUGCAUAGAGAGAGAGAAACCUUUGUGUUGCGAAGGCUGGAAACACAUUAAGUGUCAUGGAUCUAAAAGACUAUUACCUGUUGGGUGCCCUUCUCGCCUGCAUAUGGCUAGAUCCGUCAAUAGCCCAGGAGCUGAUCUACCCCAUCAGAGAGGAGCUGCAAGAAAAUGUCCUCAUUGGAAACAUACCAAAGGACCUAAACAUUUCCCAUACGAAUGCCGCCACUGGAGCAAGCGCUAAUCUUGUGUACCGGCUCGUCUCCAAAGCAGGAGAUAACCCACUGGUCCGCGUUUUGAGCAGCACUGGAGAGAUAUUCACAACAUCAAAUCGAAUCGACAGAGAGAAGUUGUGCCCCGGUCCCUCGUUUGAGGACAGCGAGUGCUCCUUUGAAAUUGAAGUGGUCAUCCUGCCUAAUGACUAUUUCAGGCUGAUUAAGAUCAAAAUAAUCGUCAAAGACACAAACGACAAUGCCCCCAUGUUUCCUUCCCCUGUGAUCAACAUCUCCAUCCCAGAAAACACGCUCAUUAACAGCCGCUUUGCUAUUCCUUCAGCCACUGACCCAGACACUGGCCCCAACAGUGUCCACAAAUAUGAGCUGAUCAACGGGCAAAGUGCCUUCGGCUUAGACAUAGUAGAAACGCCUGAGGGGGAGAAGUGGCCCCAGCUCAUUGUGCAGCAGAAUCUGGACAGAGAGCAGAAGGAUACAUAUGUGAUGAAGAUUAAGGUGGAGGACGGUGGCAGUCCACAGAAAUCAAGCACUGCUAUUCUCCAGGUGACUGUAACGGAUGUCAAUGACAACAGACCUGUGUUUAAAGACAGCCAGAUAGAGGUUCACAUACCAGAGAAUUCCCCUAUUGGCACGUCUGUGGUGCAGCUUCAGGCCACAGAUGCAGACAUCGGGGCAAAUGCUGAAAUACAUUAUGUAUUUGGGACUCAGGUGUCUCCUGCUACGAAAAGACUUUUUGCAUUAAACACAACAUCUGGCCUAAUUACAGUGCAGCGACCUCUGGACAGAGAGGAGACAGCUAUUCAUAAGCUCUCUGUUUUAGCCAGCGAUGGCAGCUCAAGUCCAGCCAGAGCUACUGUUUCCAUAAACGUGACUGAUGUUAAUGACAAUCCACCUAAUAUAGACCUGAGAUACAUAAUAAGUCCCAUUAAUGGCACUGUUUUCCUCUCGGAGAAAGAUCCCAUCAAUACCAAGAUCGCUCUCAUCACAGUGUCAGACAAAGACACUGACAUCAAUGGCAAGGUCAUUUGUUUUAUAGAGAAGGAUGUGCCCUUCCAUCUCAAAGCUGUGUAUGACAACCAGUAUCUGUUAGAGACAUCUGCGCUGCUAGACUACGAAGGGACGAAGGAAUACAACUUUAAAAUCGUAGCCUCGGACUCUGGGAAGCCAAGUUUGAAUCAGACUGCCUUGGUGAGAGUGAGGCUGGAGGACGAGAAUGACAACCCGCCUAUUUUUACUCAGCCAGUUAUUGAGCUGGCUGUUAUGGAAAACAACAAACGCGACCUGUUUCUCACCACUCUCAGCGCCACGGAUGAGGACAGUGGGAAAAACGCUGAGAUUGUCUAUCAGCUGGGACCAAAUGCUUCAUUUUUUGAUCUUGACCGCAAGACGGGGGUCCUGACCGCAUCCAGGGUUUUUGACAGGGAGGAUCAGGACAGGUUCCUCUUCACCGUAACAGCAAGAGAUAACGGGACGCCCCCUCUGCAAACACAGGCAGCUGUUAUUGUAACUGUGUUGGAUGAAAAUGAUAACAACCCCAAGUUCACACAUAACCACUUUCAAUUCUUUGUGUCGGAGAAUCUUCCUAAGUACAGCACUGUGGGGGUGAUAACUGUGACAGAUUCAGAUGCCGGAGAAAAUGCUGCUGUUUCUCUUUCUAUCCUGAAUGACAAUGAGAACUUUAUACUCGAUCCUUACUCUGGAGUGAUAAAAUCUAAUGUGUCAUUUGACAGGGAGCAACAGAGCUCCUACACUUUUGAUGUUAGGGCGGUGGACAGUGGCAGGCCUCCUUGCUCGUCAGCUGCCAAGGUGACUAUCAAUGUCAUUGAUGUGAACGACAACACGCCUAUCGUCAUCUUUCCCCACUCCAACACAUCCUUCAAGCUUGUCCCGCUCUCAUCUAUCCCGGGAUCAGUGGUCGCAGAAGUGUUUGCUGUAGACGGUGACACGGGGAUGAAUGCAGAACUCAAAUACACUAUUGUGAGCGGCAACAACAAGGGCCUGUUCAGAAUUGACCCAGUCACAGGGAAUAUCACUUUGGAGGAAAAACCCGCCCUGACCGACAUAGGCUUACAUAGAUUAGUGGUCAAUAUCAGUGACCUGGGAUAUCCUAAAUCUCUUCAUACUCUGGUACUGGUGUUUCUUUAUGUCAAUGACACUGUGGGAAACUCAACACUCAUCUACGAUCUCAUUCGCCGCACCAUGGAAACCCCAAUUGACCGAAACAUUGGUGAAAGUAGUGAAACUUAUCAGAGCGGUGACUAUUUAACGAUCAUGAUAGCCUUUGUUACUGGUGCUUUAGUGGUGAUCAUUGUCAUCUUUGUCACCGUCCUGCUGCGCUGCCGACACGCUUCCAGGUUCAAAGCGGCACAGAGAAAAAAGCAAGGGGCUGAGUGGAUGUCACCUAACACAGAAAACAAGCAGAACAAGAAGAAAAAGCGCAAGAAAAGGAAAUCCCCCAAAAGCUCCCUGCUUAACUUUGUCACCAUUGAGGGCAACAAACCUGACGAUCCUGCCCAUGAGCCAAUCAACGGAACCAUCAGUCUACCCACCGAGCUGGAGGAGCAAGGGAUUGGACGCUUUGAUUGGAAUGCCACACCUACCACCACCUUCAAACCCAGCAGUCCAGACCUGGCCCGGCACUACAAGUCCGCCUCGCCGCAGUCGGCCUUUCACCUCAAGGCUGACACGCCUGUCUCAGUGAAGAAGCAUCACGUGAUUCAGGAGCUCCCGUUGGAUAACACAUUUGUUGGGGGCUGUGACACCCUCUCCAAGAGAUCCUCCACGAGCUCCGACCACUUCAGUGCCUCAGAGUGCAGCUCCCAAGGAGGGUUCAAGACGAAGGGGCCCAUGCACACCAGACAGCAGGGGACAUUAACUCGUGCCCGAACUGAACUGAACCCUGAAUAUCUGGACCUCCGUCCGAGAGCCGAGCUGAACCCUGAAUAUUGGACCCCUUGCACCCCUUUAUCACAGCGGCGCGUCACGUUUCACCUGCCGGACGGCUCUCAGGAGAGCUGCAGUGACAGCGGUCUGGGGGACCACGAGCCUGUAGGCAGUGGCUCCCUCCUCACACAACCUCUCCCUCUGGUGCAGGCGCAGGACGACUUCUACGAGCAGGCCUCCCCCGAUAAGAGGACUGAAGCUGACGGCAACUCCGAUCCCAACUCUGAUGGACCUCUAGGACCACGGGGCCUGGUGGAAGCUACAGAGAUGUGCACACAGGAGUGCCUUGUCCUGGGACAUUCAGACAACUGCUGGAUGCCUCCAACACUGGGAACAUACCAGCAGCCCAAGUCACCGGUGUCCAGUUUUUCUCAGAGGGAGUGGGGUCCGAAGGACAAACUCCUCAACGGACACACUCUGACCCGAGCAUGGAAAAAUGAGAGCGGGCGGUCGGAGCAUUUUGGCGACAGGAAGCAGUUUGGGAGUGGAGAGGGACAUUUCACCAGCAGUGGCAUGGCUGAUAUUCCUUUGGUGAGUCUGAAGUCCUGCCAGCCGGCCUCCUGCCCAGACAGCCCAAAGGACCAGCAGCUAUAAGAGGGACAUCGCUUCUGUGCUGCGAGACGCCCUUACGUCCGGACACAGUAAACAGGCUGAGCCGCUCGUCACAACAGCUCCUCUCCUGUUUUAUCGGGUUGUUUUUUGUUUUUGUUUUUUUUUUUUUUCUCUCUCCUUUCUUGCUUCAUCUCCUCCCACUUAAGUUGAUGCUUCUGCAGUGUGGUAGCCACAUGUACUAUGUAGGCCACAAUAUAGUGCUUUUGCUGUGUUCUCGACAAUUCAACUUUACUAUGACUUGAAGGAGAACUUUUUUUUGUGACCCUCCGUGGAUUUCCUCAGUGUUCAGUAACAUUUCCUGUCCACUUCACGAGUGAGCUGGACAAGUGGAGGAAGGACAUUCACAAAAUGGAGAAAAUAAGAACAAAUUACUAGAAAAAAAAAAAAAAAAAAAAAAAAAAACUCCAAUGGCCGAUAUAUACAAAUAUUUGUGGUGUGGUUGUUAUUGAGUUGUUCGGGACUAUAUUAAUCGACACAAUCAAAGAAAAUGGAAUUACAUUACAGAGAGUGUUGUUCUGAUAACACUGUUCGUGGACACUUGUUUAUUCUGUCAUUGUCUGUGUGUUUGUAAAUAAGACUUAUUAACCACUACCAUGUAUCUGUAAUAUCCACAGUGAAUAGGACAGUUCCUGGCUGUUGUCAUCAUAAAGGCUUGUCAUCAGGAUUUGGGAUUUCAACUGGAAGAAGAUCUAUGAUACUGCAUAACAUACAACUUGAAGACCUUUAGACCUACCUAAUUCUUUACGAACCACACAGUUAAUUUAAAAAAAAAAAAAAAGGAGUUUCUAUCCCACAAUAUACUGAGUGUUGCCCAUAUCUCAUGAUAAUUUUUCUCCAAGUAAUGCAAAACCACAGGCAAACCUUUUUUUAAAAAAAACAUUUUGUAUGAAAGAUGUCAGUGCUCAAUAUGUGCAUUAUAAAAAUGAAAAGCUCUGAAAGUUCUCUAUAAACCGAUUUUGAAAGUGUUCAGUACAAUUAAAUAGCAAUAUAUUUGUAAAUGGCUAAAUGUUUUAUCUAACGUUGAUCUUAUUACUGUAUAGAUUUUAUUCAAAAUUGUGAUUUGACUGAGUGCAACUCCUCAGUAGUACCUGCAAUUUAUUGACAUACAGUAUGUAUAUAUCUAUAUAUAUUAUUAUUUCCACACAGACUAUUACUUUCCAUGCAUAAGAAAUCACAGGUAAAAGUAACACUUCAAUCACUGUGCCUUCAUGACAUUUCUUCAAACACUGAAUUAUGCUUAUUUAAAAGAUAAAGAAACAUGUUGGCUACAAAGUUUAUUCUGUCUGAUAAUCAAAUGCCUUAUGCAUUGAAUGUUUUUACUUUUUGCCAAAUUUAGGGACGUAAUCACACAGAUGCUAAAGUUCAAAAUGAAGUGGUGGAUACUGAAGAUAAACACAACGGCAUGUGCAAAUCAUGGGUCAGCUGUGAAAGAUCAUCUGCCAUCCCACUGUCUGAAAAGAUUUGUUUUAUUCCACAGCAUGGAAGGCAAAUUACACAAUGGAACAGCAUGCUAAACGAUAUAGCUUUUAAAAUUACCUUUGAUCAUUCUUUGUGUCAUUUGAUUCUGUUGGAAUAGAGUUGAUUUGUGCAUUAAGGAGACCUUUUGGUUUGUAAAGCACUUUCAUAUUUAUGUCACAAUAUAAAGAAGUUAAAUGGGAUGGAGUGAUUUGCUUACCGCAGUAUGUUUGUCAGUUGUGAGGGUGUUUGACAUCACAGAUACUGAAACAGUUAAUCCUUGUUACUACUCUACAGGUAUACAGCUACUGCAAUAAAUGUUUUAAUUAUGUGUAUGCCUACUUUGUGUGCAGGAUGGUCGCCUCGGGGGAUCUGUGUCUGUUUUGUCAGCUAAAACACUUUAACUUGAGUAAUUUGAC